This is a messenger RNA of Schistocerca serialis cubense, 3056 nucleotides long. RefSeq names its product facilitated trehalose transporter Tret1-like. NCBI's taxonomy places the organism in Eukaryota, Metazoa, Arthropoda, Insecta, Orthoptera, Acrididae. The transcript is spliced from 6 exons. The coding region runs from base 1 to 1602 and encodes 533 amino acids. The record is from RefSeq and is a predicted model, not a curated record. Gene Ontology annotation, molecular function: transmembrane transporter activity. Gene Ontology annotation, cellular component: membrane. Gene Ontology annotation, biological process: transmembrane transport.
AUGAAGCAGCUGGUCUCCGACGUGGUAGAUAGCAACGCCCUCAGCGGUGCCUUCGCGACGGCCGCGUCGGCAGCACCAGCUGCCAUCGAGGCAGCCAUCCAGCGAAAGGCCGAAGAGACCAGCCGGGCCGAAGCCAAGUACUCCACCUGGCCCCAGUUCCUCGCCGCUUUCGUCGUGAACCUGAACACGUUCGCGUACGGAGCGGGCGUGGGCUGGACGACGAUGGCGCUGCCGCAGCUGCAGUCCGCCGAGGCGGGGCUGCGCGACCCGCCGCUGACGACGGACGAGGUCUCCUGGGUGUCGUCGCUGCAGCCCAUCGCGGCGCUCGUCUUCACCCCUCUCUACUGCGGCCUGACGGCGCGCAUCGGCCGCAAGGCGCUCGGCUACCUGACCAUCGCGCCGCUGAUGCUCACCUGGAUACUCAAGAUAGCCUCCUCCUCCACCAUCGUCCUCUAUGUCGCCAGGGUGGCGGCCGGGGCGAACGCGGCCGGGUCGCUGGUGCUGCCCUCUAUCUACGUGAGCGAGAUCGCCAGUGACGACGUGCGCGGCGCGCUGGGCAGCUUCCUGGCGCUCGCCGGAAACUCGGGCAUCCUCUUCGCUUACAUCGUAGGCGCUUACCUCACUUACGACGUCGUCCUCUACGUCUGUCUCCUCCUAGUGGCACUCUACGUCGUCACUUACUUCUUCAUGCCAGAAACUCCGUUCUGGUUAAUGAGUGCUCGGAAGUACGAAGACGCCAAGAAGGAGUGUAUUUUGGUAUCACAUUCGACCGCACUGUAUCUUACUAAAAACUUCUGGAAAACUCAUCAGCCAAGACAAACAAUCGCGACAUCAUUCACAGACUGUGUGACACAACCUGGAGACUUUGCGUACGCUGGCUCUGGCACUGGUUUUUUCGAGAGCCAGGCCCAUGGGGCGGCGGUGGGCGGCCGACUGUGCUCCGCCGUCAGCCUGAUCGGCAUCUCGCUCGUCAUCGUGGUCGCCAUCAACCAGCAGAUGGGCGGCCUCUUCGCCGUUGUCAACUACGCCGUCUUCAUCUUCCAGGCGUCCGGCAGCUCUCUAUCGCCAGAGCUCGCGGCCAUCGUCAUAGGUCUGCUACAGGUGGCUGGUGGUGUUGCAUCUGCGCCGCUCAUGGACCGAUUGGGACGUCGCGUCAUCUUGCUACUUUCCAACGUGUGCGUCGGGGUCUCGGUGGCGGUGCUGGGCGUGUACUUCUACCUCAGGACGGAGACCGACGUAGACGUCUCACUGAUAGGCUGGCUGCCCGUCACGUGCCUCUCCGUCUACCUGCUGAUGAUGGCGUUCGGGCUGGGUCCGCUGCCGUACAUACUGCUGUCAGAGAUCGUCGCUCCUCGCGUCAGAGGCGUGGCGUCCGUCCUGGCUUUCAGCGCCAUCUGGGGGUCGGCGGCGCUCAUGACCAAGCUCUACCCACUCAUGUCGGAGGCCAUGGGCGUCCACGGCACCUUCUGGUUCUUCGCGGCUAUCUGCCUCGCGUGUUCGAUCAUCGGGCUUUCAACGCUGCCCGAGACGAAAGGACGACCGCUGGAGGAUAUUCUGAGGGAUCUCAAAGGUGGCAAGGAAACUGUAGACACAGUCUCGUAGUUAUGAUUAUGUUCGGUACAGAACCUUCAUACGCGUAAAAAAAAAGUACUGCACCACUCGCAGAUGAUUUCCGGGACGGUAUGCUCUACAUACGUCAACUGGACAGUUUCGUCGUAGCCCAGAUGCGUGUGUCGAUCUCUGUCCAGAACAAGCUUUGAUGAUUGUCAGUCACGUUCAACGAAUGACAAUGAACUCGUUGACAGAGAUUACAAGUCUUUGUCCAGGAACUUCAGCCUGUUUUUGGGCUAUAUUUAUAUAAUUUCCUUAUAGCUUUUGAAACAAUAGUCACUGGGUAUAAACGAACGUUUCAUUUCUCCACACAUCUGUUGCAUCCUAUGUCCCUGCUGGAAAUGAUGUUCUGCGUUGCCCCUGAUGCCAGAUCCAUAACGUUGUGGUGAAUUUGGGGCCGUGAAGCGUGUCAUCGACAGACAAAAAAUGUGACAGUCUCUCUGCACUAAGCGUGGGUUAUACGAUGAAUAUGAAACAAUCCACUGCGUAGUAUUGCUCCUGCUGUGUGGAGAAAUGUGCUGUCUUGAUGCAACGAGACUUCUUCGGACGACAUUGACCUUCGUUUGUUGCGAAUCGGAGAAGUACAGAGUAUCCAGAACGUAUUUUUACUCUGCGGGGCAGUACGCGCUGAUUUGAAACUUCCUGGAAAAUCAAAUCUGUGAGCCAUCUGGACUCAAACCCGGCACCUUCGCCUUUCACGAUCAAGUGCUCUACUGACUGAGCUUUCCAUGCACGAUUCACAACCAGCUCUCACUGCCGCCGCAGAAGAACAUCUGUGACGUUCGGAAGGUUCUAGAUCAGGUGCUGGCGGAAGUAAAGCUGCGAGAUAGGGUUGUGAUUCGUCGUGGGAUAUCUCAGUAGCUCCAUGACUUGCCUGUGAAAGGUAAAGGUCCCAAGAUCGAGUACAUGUCCGGCACUCAGUUUUAGUUGAUAAAAGAUGCUGUGUGGUCUGAAAUAUUUUAGCGACGGCAAACGUUUAUAAUGUGGUGGAUUUUAUCCACUUGACAUCUAGUACAUGAGGUCAGCGUAAAAUGAACAUGGUUUACUACAAAAAAAUGUGUAAGAUCUAAAGAUGACAGCUAAGACUGUUGAAAGCGGUUGUCUUCAAUAAAAAAAAUUUUUGUGUGAUCUUGGCCUUUGAAUGGUUUUUAGCAAAUAAAAUAGACUGCCCUUCAGUAUUCCCAUAAUGAGAAAAAUCAAUCACACAGUUUUAAUCUGGCAGGAAGUUUCAAGCGUAGAGUAUCUCCACUAUAUCUAUCCAUCGAUAUAGCAUUUAUAGCACGUUGUUUCCGGAUGGUGCAGCCUCGGAAUGGAGAACCCAUAUGUGCGCCAUUGUAUCGGAAAGAAGAUUCAGAUUUAGAGCCACGUGCACAACGAGGUCAUUGCAGACUCAGAACAAGGUCUGUGGUCGAUGUGAGAAAAGAGAUCAGCCAUCCUUUCUUCAG